AUGGCGGAUUUCCUGCCGUCCAGAUCCGUGUUAAAAGUUUGUCUGCCCGUCUGUCUCCUCAACAGCGGCGAGGUGGAACAGAUCCGAAAGUCCAAAGAGAUCGACAGAUGUAUUUCCAGGGAGAAAACCUACGUGAAACGGCUGGUGAAGAUCCUGCUGCUGGGCGCUGGCGAGAGCGGCAAGUCGACUUUCCUCAAACAAAUGCGGAUCAUCCACGGCCAGGACUUCGACCAGCAAGCCAGAGAGGAGUUCAGAGCCACUAUUUACAGCAAUGUUAUCAAAGGUGUCCGUGUGCUGGUUGACGCCCGGGAGAAGCUGCACAUCCCGUGGGGUUGCCCGGACAACCAGGAGCACGGGGACAGCUUGAUGGCGUUCGACACCAGGUCGGCCAUGAUGGCCGGCGGCCAGGUGGAGACGUCCGUCUUCCUGCAGUACCUGCCCUCCAUCAAGGCUCUGUGGGCCGACUCGGGCAUACAGAACGCCUACGACCGCCGCCGGGAGUUUCAGCUGGGCGAGUCGGUGAAGUAUUUCUUGGAUAAUGUGGAUAAGCUCGGCGAGCCGAGCUACCUGCCCAGUCAGCAGGACAUCCUGCUGGCCCGUAAGCCCACCAAGGGCAUCCACGAGUAUGACUUUGAGAUCAAGAACGUGCCCUUCAAGAUGGUGGACGUGGGAGGCCAGCGGUCAGAAAGGAGGCGCUGGUUCGAGUGUUUUGACUCGGUCACCUCCAUCCUUUUCCUCGUCUCCUCUUCCGAAUACGACCAGGUGCUGAUGGAGGACAGGCAAACCAACCGGCUACGCGAGUCGCUCAACAUCUUCGAGACCAUCGUCAAUAACCGUGUCUUCGUCAACGUCUCCAUCAUCCUCUUCCUCAACAAGACAGACCUGCUGGAGGAGAAGGUCAAGAUCGUUCCGCUCAAGGACUACUUUCCUGACUACACCGGGCCCGAGCACAGCCUGCAGGACAUCCAGGCCUUCAUGGUGGAGUGUUUCCGGGCGAAGCGGCGCGACGCCACCCAGAAACCCCUGUACCACCACUUCACCACAGCCAUCAACACCGAGAACAUCAGGCUGGUGUUCCGGGACGUCAAGGACACCAUUCUCCACGACAACCUCAAGCAGCUCAUGCUCCAAUGACCCCUCCCUACCUGUGAAAACAGGGGACCUGAACGGGGGCCCCCUUGGCCCUUUAGGAGGACUUGGGAGAGACUAGCCUCACAGAAGAAUCAGAUAGUUCCAACAUUCUUCUUCUGUCGUUUUUAUAUUAGUUUUUACUCUCCGCUUUUGAAGAGUUGGCCUUGUGGCUGGUUCAGGGUGUGGUAGGGGGCUGGAGCCAGGAGGGCAGACUGGUUGUGGGGUCAGACCUGGGCUGGGUGUCGGGAAAUGCCCGCCGCCUGCCGCCUCGCCCUCUGAGACCCGCUGCUCUGACCUGCUCACCGCCUCACAGCGCAGGAACUCGCUGGCUGUGAGAGACCGAGGAUGAAACCCCGGCGCUUUUCCUACUUUAACGUCUUACCGGAAAAUUGAAUCACUGUUGAAAUCCUGCGUUUGUGCCUGUGUCUGUAUGCGUGCACCGCCCCUCUGUAUGUGUGCAGAAAUUUAGUUAAGCUCUCUGUCAGUUGCUAUACCAUAUACAAAUCAUGUCUCUGUAUUUGUGCGACAUCACACACACACACACACACACACAGCCACAUUAGGCAGGUGUGCCAGUUAGUGAACAGGCAGUCCACUGUUUUCUCAGGGUUGAAUGGAAACCACUGUUGGUGAUGAUGUCACUGUUGUUGAACCAAGUUGAAUAAUCUAAUCCUAAUCUGGGUGGCAGAGCGGCGAGGCUCAGCCAGGCCUCGGUACCGGUAGCUGAUUGGUAGUUGGUACUGUAUCCUCCUGGCUUUGACCCCUGAACAUUAGCCCAGCCCCACACACCCCACCCCCCUUCUCCCCUCCCAUUAGUGGCCUUAUAAAGGGACAGACCUACCCUGUUUGCCUAAAUGAUGAAUGUCUGUUUAUAGAUGUACAGAGAUUUGCUCUACUUGUUGUAGAUUUUCUGAAUAUACUAUAACCUGUAUAAGACAUAACCUGCCAUGUAAGCGUGUUAUGUGUUGACUUAUUCCUCACAUCUCUCAAAGUAUUCAACCUUGCUGUAUUUUUGCAGAUGAGCGUGUCCAAAAAACGACAUACAGAACAGCAAACUGUAGGAAGAAUUGCCAGAGGUGAAUGCUUUUUUUGAGUUACUGUAUUCUCUUGUGGGCCAAUCUUAAUUAGAGGACAAUUUAUAGGCAAAAUUGUGUUUUGUUUUUCUGCCAAAAUCACCCCUGUGCCUUCUCUUGAGACUGUUCAAAUCGACAGUUUUUGUAGUUUUCCUCCUAAAAUGGAGCUGCCGUGAGCUUCCCUGUGCUUCCAAUCCUGGCCUUGUACAUACUGUAAUCUGUUGCCAUGUAAAUAAUCCUCCAAGUUUAUCUCCUUGUAUGUAAAUGGUUGUAGAAAUGGGAUGUUUUAUUUCCCAUUCUGAAUGUGUCUUAAAUCAAUGCCUUUCCAAUGAAGAUCACUUUUUUUGUAGGUCUAGCUACGUAUUGGUGUAAUUUUUCUCAUCACUGCUUCAAAUUCAUUCCUGUGUCAGUCUCAUGCCACUCUAACUGUAUCAAUAAAAUACACUUUUCUAAUUACA
Messenger RNA from Myripristis murdjan (pinecone soldierfish), 2662 nucleotides. Its product is annotated as guanine nucleotide-binding protein subunit alpha-13-like. Bases 1 to 1134 code for a protein of 377 amino acids. The record is from RefSeq and is a predicted model, not a curated record. Gene Ontology annotation, biological process: Rho protein signal transduction; adenylate cyclase-activating G protein-coupled receptor signaling pathway. Gene Ontology annotation, molecular function: GTPase activity; guanyl nucleotide binding; G-protein beta/gamma-subunit complex binding. The transcript has 5 exons. Gene Ontology annotation, cellular component: cytoplasm; brush border membrane; heterotrimeric G-protein complex. Lineage: Eukaryota; Metazoa; Chordata; Actinopteri; Holocentriformes; Holocentridae.